AUGCGCACCGACCACUCAACACGAAGAAAAAGAGUCGAGACACUAAAGCUGAAGACCUCAAGAAGGGACUAUUGGCGAGUCUGCCACCACCGCUGGCGCACUCCCACGUGUAGGAAGCCGUGUCGGCUGUUUCUUGGCCUUCUGCUUCCUCUGCCCUCCCUUCUUGUCGCAGCGGCCACCGAUCGUUGGGCACAUCUAAAUCACCUUUUCCCAGGCCGAAUGAAUUCUUCAGAUCUCAUUCAGGAGGACGACUACGUCUUUAUUAGCGGCGGCGGGUCUCACAAGAUUCUGCAGAUCAAGAAGGAUGUGAAAGUACGCCUUGGCCGAUCUGGUGCAGCCCUUGCGACGACGCUGAUCGGCACACGCUACGGUGGCGUGUGCCACCUCGACCACGCGGGCAAGAGAUUCGUGGAGAGCAACGAGUACCCAGAUCUGGACAUUACCGAGGUUGGCGUUGGCGAGGAGGUGAAGGAUAAUCGCGACUUGGUGGAUGAUAACACGAAUCAGCAACUCUCGAACAACGAGGUGGCGACGAUCCGUCGCGAGAAAGGCCUUGACGAGCUCCUCCAGACACUGGUCGAGAAGAGCACGAGCUACCGCACCAAAACGAACUUUGCGCAGGAGAAGUACAUCAAGAAGAAGCAGAAGAAGUACGGCACCCUUUUCAAGGUGGAGCGCGUCACCGUCGACAACCUGGCGGAGCUCUACCUCCCCACUAUCAACCCGUCCGACAAAUUGUCUGACGACGCGCGGUGCAUUCGCCUGCGCGCCGAUACGGUGGCUCUCAUUUUGCAUCAUAGCGACGUCCACCACAACAGCCGUGUCGUUCUGUACGAAAAAACAAAUGGCGUACUGCCGGCCAGCCUACUAACGCGCAUGUGUGACGAAGGACGCAUCUACCAGAUUCUCGACAAGAACGCGCAGCCGAACCCGACGAUUGCGAUCAAGGUGCUGAAGCUCCCUCUUGUCAAGGAACGAUGGAAAGCGGUGCCGCGGAACCCCGAGUUUCUUGAAGGGCUGACGGAACAGGGCAAGGAGUCAGUAAGGGGCACCGCCAAGUCUACUGAAAGGGGCGGCGACGGCGGAGCGGCCGCGGAGCGACCUCAGCUCCACCACACUAGCACUGAUGUGACCCAGUGGGUGAAGGGAUACGAGGCACGGCAGCUUCUGCUCGAGCAUCCGGCAGACUCCCUUGUCAUCUGCGACGACGAGUCGCCGCAGCGUGCCGUGUCAGACCUGCUCCCCUUCCUGGCGUGCGGUGGCCACAUUGUCGUUUACAGCCCAUUCCCAGAAGACCUCACCAAAAUCUUCCUUGAGCUACGCAACGACUGCGUGAACAUUCAAAUAUCUGAAACGUGGUACCGCCAUCACCAGGUGCUGCCAAAGCGCACCCACCCUACGGUGAACAUGAGCACGGCAGCUGGAUAUCUGCUCACGGCAAUUAAAGUAGACCGGACCCCCGCGACAUCGCGGCCCAUUGUAGCGGUGACAUCACCUGGGCUACCAACCACGACGGAGGCAAGUUACAAGAGGUCAGCUGCCGAGGAGCUCGAUGACAUGGCCCCGAAGAAAGCUGAGAAAGUGGAAUCCUCGGACGAGUGCAAUGCCAACCGAAUGGAACCACAGCCCUAA
Messenger RNA from Leishmania braziliensis MHOM/BR/75/M2904, 1632 nucleotides. RefSeq lists its product as hypothetical. Gene Ontology annotation, biological process: tRNA methylation. Lineage: Eukaryota; Euglenozoa; Kinetoplastea; Trypanosomatida; Trypanosomatidae. The transcript has a single exon. The record is from RefSeq and is a predicted model, not a curated record. Gene Ontology annotation, cellular component: tRNA (m1A) methyltransferase complex; nucleus. The coding region runs from base 1 to 1632 and encodes 543 amino acids.